AUGGAGCUAUCAUCCUUAUGUCAGUCUUUAACUUUAUGUGAUGAUGAAGACAUUGUGGAAUGUGAUCUUAAUGCUGAGGCAAAAUCGGUUGGAGAACAAAAAGUUGCUCUAUCGUUGUUUGGUAAAAUUCUCUCUACGAAGACGAUUAACAGAGAUGGCAUUAUUAGCACCCUCAAUUUUAUUUGGAGAACAAAAGAACCACUGGUCAUGGAAGUAGUGGGAAACAAUAUUUUUGUUGUUCAUUUCCAAUUGAUGGAAGAUAGAAGAAGAAUUUUGUGUGGAGGCCCAUGGAAAUUUCAAGACCACCUAAUUGUCUUAGAAAUUCCAGUAGGGUUGGGAAAUUACAGAGAAUCUAGUUUUGAUAAAGUUUCAUUCUGGGUUCAGAUUCAUAAUCUACCUCUUAUGUGUUUGAACAAGGAGGCAGGAAAGUCACUUGGAUCGCAGAUUGGGGAAGUGGAGGAAGUAGACCCAGGAGCCUCUGGUGAUUGUCUUGGAAAAUAUAUCAGAGUACGAGUUAAAGUCAAUAUCAAGAAACCGUUGAGAAGAGGGUUAAGGGUGAAGAUGGAUGAUGGAUGA
Messenger RNA from Mercurialis annua (annual mercury), 576 nucleotides. RefSeq lists its product as uncharacterized. The transcript has a single exon. NCBI's taxonomy places the organism in Eukaryota, Viridiplantae, Streptophyta, Magnoliopsida, Malpighiales, Euphorbiaceae. Bases 1 to 576 code for a protein of 191 amino acids. The record is from RefSeq and is a predicted model, not a curated record.